Messenger RNA from Olea europaea var. sylvestris, 1204 nucleotides. RefSeq lists its product as uncharacterized. The coding region runs from base 232 to 939 and encodes 235 amino acids. The record is from RefSeq and is a predicted model, not a curated record. NCBI's taxonomy places the organism in Eukaryota, Viridiplantae, Streptophyta, Magnoliopsida, Lamiales, Oleaceae. The transcript is spliced from 3 exons.
UCUCGCUUUCUCUCCCAGCUUCUGGAAAAGUCAAUGAUAUGAUCACUCACCCGCUAAUAACGGUACAUUUCUACUUGAGUUCCAUUACACCAAUGAUCAACUCUACGUUUAGCCUUCUGGUGCGUAAUCAGUAGAACAGAAACACUGUUCUAGGGUUUUUUUCUCAAUCAUAAUUCCCCAUCUAUAUUUGGGGAUUGUUUGUGGUUCAAUCAAUUAGAUUAAAUAAUAGUCAUGGACGGUUAUGUCCGGUUGAAUAUGAAGAGGAAGGAACUCGAAGACGUCAAUAAUGAAUUCUCCGAUUUCUCCCUUUCGUCUCCUGCUAGAAAAACACGUCGACUGGAUGUUGAUUUAUUGCCCAUAAUAGAGGAGGAGGAAUCUGAAGUUCCGAUGUCGUUUGAGCAAUCAGUACUGGAAGAGAGGUUAGUAGGGAAUAAGGAGAGUUUGACUGUUGACGAAUUGUCGAGCAUACAGGAUAAUCAAGAGAGGCCUCUCGUGCUUUUCAAUCCUACGAACGCGCCUCUCGUGCAGUCCCCUUCAAAUUUCACGAUUUUUGUGAACCCCGACCUGAUUUCAGGGUUGAAAAGUAAGGUUUUGUGGUCUAGCCAAUCAAUCAAUUGGAAAUUAGAGAACAACGAGGAUGUGGCAGAGGAUGGGAAUUCCAGUGCAAGUAACAAGUGUCUGGCUGUUGUUCCAUGGUUGCUAUCGCAUGAUAAUUCUGCACCAGGUGUUGAGGUUUCUCAGACAGAUAAUACUGGAAUGAUCGACCCUGAAGAAGUAGGGGAGGCAACAAUGGAUAUUGAAGCUGACAAUAACAUGACUGUUGAACAUGAGUCUGGUGGAAUGAGUUUAAGUGAAGGUUUACAUCACUGGCAACAGCAGCCCUGCAUGAUUCCACAGCCUCCGCAGAACACGGCAACUCCCAUUGUUUGGUAUCGAUGAUUGGCUGAAUUACUUUGGAUCUUGUAGUUACACACGCUGUGGUUAGAUUCUUGUUAUGUGCUCGAUAUUAGCAAUGUAAAAGUACGUAAAAUUGGGUGCGUUAACUCCUUAUGUUUCGAGGACAUGGAAACUGUUCUUUGCAUAUGAUCCUAGAUUCCAAUUUGUGAUCCUUUUAAAAGGAGAGAUUCGUGAAGUGUUUUGCCAUGUCAAGAACUUAUGCUACAUAAUAUUUUAUCAAAUUUAUUCUCCCUUUUCACCCUAUGUA